Drosophila suzukii is the source of this 607-nucleotide messenger RNA. RefSeq names its product acyl-coenzyme A thioesterase 13. Gene Ontology annotation, molecular function: fatty acyl-CoA hydrolase activity. NCBI's taxonomy places the organism in Eukaryota, Metazoa, Arthropoda, Insecta, Diptera, Drosophilidae. The record is from RefSeq and is a predicted model, not a curated record.
GGCACGUCAAUCGAAAGACAGCUGUUGUUUGUUUUUAAAUUGACAUUUUUUUUGAAGGUAUUACGUUUUUUUGUGCGAUUUGAAUGCCGGUUCCAAAGGCUUUCCGGCCGUUAUUUGUUGAGUAGACUCUAUCGAAUUGUCUGUUGAGCAACAUCUAUAAGCAAAAAACAUGGGAACUCGAAAAAAAGGAGUUGAAUUCGCCAAGCAUAUCACCGAAAUCAUUACCAAAUCAACGGGUUUUGAGAGUCACCUUCAAAAGGUCAAGAUUGUGGAUGGCGGCGAUGGAGCCUGCACUGCUGAGCUGAAAGUGGACCAGGAUCAUGUCAACUUGUACAAAUUUAUGCACGGUGGCUAUAUCAUGACCCUGGUCGACAUGAUAACCACCUACGCCCUGAUGUCAAAACCCUGUCAUCCCGGCGUUUCGGUAGAUCUAAGUGUAAACUUUUUGAAUGGAGCCAAGCUGGGUGAUGACGUUGUGAUUCAGGCCAAUCUUUCUAAGGUGGGCAAGUACCUGGCAUUCAUCGACUGCACCCUGAAGCACAAGAAGGACGACAUGGUGAUAGCAAAGGGCACCCACCUGAAAUACAUCAAAUUUGACUAAUUUUAC